AUGCUCGCAUCACUCGUCCUCGUCCUCCCGCUCCUCGCGGGAGUGACCAACGCCGCUGGCGGCGACCACUACGUCCCUCACAAGACUUCCGGCACCAAGACGCCCGUCAAGCGCGACGCCAACCCCAACGCAGACCCCGCUGGCGGGGACCACUACGCUCCCCACCGCAAGACGUCCCGGGGCUGGAACCUCUGGCGUAAGCCUUCUGCCCGCGAAGCUGAGGCCGAGGCUGCCGCCUGGGCGCACUACGAUGGCCCUCUUGAUGAGCGCGGUCUCCCAAUCACUGCCACCACGACUGUUGUUGUCCCUGUGACUAUCACCGAAACCAUCUGGGUGGACGCCGAGACCGUGAGCCCGGUGCCUACCGCCACCGACACGGGGUCCCCGUCGAGCGCCGAGCCAACCUCUGUUUCGCCUUCCUCGGACCCCUCGUCGUCUGCCCCUUCCAUUGCGCCUUCGUCGUCCACAGACUCGGUGUUGCCCACAGAGACGUUAUUCACUGGUUCGGUUGAGCCGACCACUGCAGCAAACGCCUCGAUCACCGACUCGGCAGUCUCGCAGUCCUCCACCUGGCUCAUCGACCCCACCGACACUGUGACGUCUGAUGCAACUCGCCCGACAGAGUCUGGUACUCUGUCUGAAGAACAACCCUCCACCUCCUCCUCUGCGUCCCCCAACGCAACAGAGUCCUCAGUCGCGCCCAACGUGACUGAGACCUCUGUCUCGAGCGACCCCACGUCGACUCGCCACCACCAGCAGUCGAGUACCUCGACCGAGUCUGAGCUCCCCACAGACUCGGCUUCGACCCUCCUCCCCAAUGAGACUCAAUCGGCUACCGAAUCGCUCCCGACUGCGUCGGAGACGACUUCGCACACUGGCCACAGCUCUGCGACUGCUUCUGCGACCGAGUCUACUACCAACUCGCUCACCGAGACAGAGUCUUCGUCUGAGACGGCGACUCUUCUCCCCACGUCCACUCCUGCUACUGUUUCGGCUACCUCAACCUCUACAUCCUCGUCGGCAGCCGCGACCUCGUCGUCUGCGUCAACUGACGGCAUGAUCAUGGCCGGUUACUACGCCGACUGGAUGUCCGACUCGCUCACCCCCGAGGACAUUGACUGGACCAAGUUUGACGUUGUCGACUAUGCCUUUGCCGAGCCUACCUCGAGCGGUGGCCUCACCUUUGACGUCUCGGACGAGGGCUCGCUCCUCACCCGUCUCGCUACCCUCGCCCACGCCGCCGGCAAAAAGGUCAAGCUCUCUGUCGGUGGCUGGACUGGCUCGGCCUACUUCUCGACCCUCUGUGCCUCGUCGAGCAAGCGCGCUACCUUUAUCGCCAACAUUGUCGCCGCAGUCACCAAGUACGACCUCGACGGUAUCGACAUUGACUGGGAGUACCCUGGUGCGGAGGGUGCCGACGGCAACGCCGUUUCGUCUUCCGACUCUGCCAACUUCCUCACGUUCCUCACCGAGCUCAGGGCUGCCCUUCCUACCGGUUCGCUCAUCACCGCCGCUACCCAGGUUUGGCCCUUCUACGGCUCCGACGGCCAGCCCAUGUCGGACGUUUCCGCCUUUGCCGCCGUUCUUGACUGGAUCCUCAUCAUGAACUAUGACAUCUGGGGAUCGUCCUCCACCCCCGGCGCCAACGCUCCUCUUUCGGACGGCUGUGGCAACUCGUCGCAGCCCACUGCCAACGCCUACUCGGCCGUCGCCUCGUGGACCGCUGCUGGCUUCCCCGCCAACCAGAUCACACUCGGCGUCCCGGCCUACGGUUACAUCCAAAAGUCGACCGCUACCCAGCUCUACGACCGUUCGUGGCGCGGUAUCCCCAUUCCUCCCCACAAGCAGAAGGCCCGUGCCAGCAGCUCGGUCACCGUUUCCAACACCGACGGCGGCACCACCGACGGCCAGAUCAUGUUCGACGGCCUCGUCUCGCAGGGCGCCCUCGUCCUCUCGGACGGCUCGUACAUUGGUGCCGGCGGCUUUACCCGCCACUGGGACUCGUGCUCCUCGACCCCUUGGCUCAAGUCGACCUCCUCGGGCCAGAUCGUCACCUACGACGACCCCGAGUCGAUGAACCUCAAGGGCCAGUUUGCCAAGCAGGCCGGUCUCAAGGGCUGCAACGUCUGGUCCAUGGACGGCGACUACCUCGCCAGUGCCUGGCCCAACACCGCCGCCGUGCGCUCGGGUAUGGGUAUUUAA
Apiotrichum porosum is the source of this 2202-nucleotide messenger RNA. RefSeq lists its product as uncharacterized. Gene Ontology annotation, cellular component: extracellular region. NCBI's taxonomy places the organism in Eukaryota, Fungi, Basidiomycota, Tremellomycetes, Trichosporonales, Trichosporonaceae. Bases 1 to 2202 code for a protein of 733 amino acids. The transcript has a single exon. The record is from RefSeq and is a predicted model, not a curated record. Gene Ontology annotation, biological process: carbohydrate metabolic process; chitin catabolic process. Gene Ontology annotation, molecular function: chitin binding; chitinase activity.